AGCAGCUGGACAGGCGGAGGACACAGCAGAGGGAGAGCUACUGCAGACCGUCACUUAGAGGCUUUCACCUGGCUGACAGAGAACACCUGGUCUCCAUGGCGACGGGCCGUUUGGUGGAGGUGUACCUGGACCUGCUGUCGCAGCCUUGCAGAGCCAUCCAGAUCCUGCUGAGCUGCACCAAGAUCCCGCACCGGGUCCACAGGGUGGCUCUGAGGAAAGGAGAACACAGAACUGCAGAGUUCUCCAAACUGAACCCGAUGCAGAAGGUUCCUGUCCUGGUGGACGGCGGCUUCGUCCUCACAGAGAGUGAUGCCAUCCUGAAGUACCUGGCCAAUAAGUACGACAUCCCUGAACACUGGUAUCCAUGGCAACCGGAGCGGCGAGCACGUGUGGACGAGUACGUGGCGUGGCACCACACCAACACCCGGCCGCACGCUGCCAAAGUCUUUCUGCUGGAGGUGCUGCUCCCGGCCCAGUUUGGUGCUCAGGUGGACCAGGACCGUCUGGAGCGUGCGCUGCUGGAGCUGGACGCCACGCUGGAUAAACUGGAGUCAAUGUUUCUCCGCCGGCAGCCGUUCCUUUGCGGCGAUGACAUCACUUUGGCCGACCUGCUCGCCGUGUGUGAGCUCAUGCAGCCUCUGGGAGGAGGGCGGGACGUCCUGAAGGACCGCCCUCAGCUGCAGCGCUGGAGGAGCCGCGUCCAAUCAGCACUCGGCGAGUCCUUCAACGAAGCUCACGCGGUGCUGUUUGCAGUCAGAGACCGCCGGCAGGCGAAGCUGUGACAUCACUGAGGGGGCGGAGCCUCAUCAGAGAUAGAGACAGGCUGGAUGACUUGCUGAGUUUGAUUAAAUUUGAAUUAUUUAACCCUAGCAAGCAGGAAGGUCAGAGAACGCUCGGCUCUGAUUGGCCUGAUGAGAUCAUGUGAUUCCCACUGAGAGCACUUUAAGAGUUUCUAAUGAAAGAUGAAACCAAUGAAUAUCAUAAAAAAAACAUUAACAGCCAUAAAAUGAAUAUUAACUUCCUAUCUUCAGAAGCCAGUGAAUAAAACAGGCAGUCCUGCGCGUUGCUCGUCAGAUCUGGGCUUUCCUGCAGGUUCUGUAAACGCUUCCUCUGACUGCAGGAGAUAGCGGUCUUCAGAUUAAUGGUAUAAAAAGUGCCUGGAUGGACGUCUGCGUGAGGUUCAUAUAAUAUCAAUAAUCUGUUAUAUUCAGCAGGUCAUGUUCACAUUUGACUUGUUCAGAAUAUCUUUGCUGUUUAUGGGUACAGGGUGACUGAUUAUUACUAAGGGAAUUAAUCCAGUUUACCUUCAUACUGAAGACAAUGAAAGCUUUUAUUUCUUAUAACGUUUUAAUAAUGAUAAAAAAAGGGUUCUGUGACAGGAGGCUCUGGCAUCUGUUGUCUGGAAGCUGAGCACGUUGUAAAUUUAUCACUGAUGUCUUCAGAGGAAAUAAACUUUAUUUUCAGCUGUUCUAAAGAAUGUUUUAGCUGCUGCAUA
This is a messenger RNA of Fundulus heteroclitus (mummichog), 1495 nucleotides long. RefSeq names its product glutathione S-transferase theta 2 (gene gstt2). Gene Ontology annotation, cellular component: cytoplasm. Gene Ontology annotation, biological process: glutathione metabolic process. The record is from RefSeq and is a predicted model, not a curated record. Gene Ontology annotation, molecular function: glutathione transferase activity. Bases 96 to 782 code for a protein of 228 amino acids. Lineage: Eukaryota; Metazoa; Chordata; Actinopteri; Cyprinodontiformes; Fundulidae. The transcript is spliced from 5 exons.